CAGCCUCACUUUCCUAACAAGGGAGUGAAGGGAAGUUAGUCCGUCAGCCCGCUGCAGGUGAGCUCCAUCUCGGGCUGGAUUUCAGACUCAUCAGAGGAGCUGUGAGGGAAUGCUUCCCCCAUCAUCCCCUCUUCUCUCAUCCAGCAUCUCUGCCGACCAAGGGCUUGCCUUUUAAGCUCUCCCAUUUUUGCCUUGGAUGGAAGCUCUGUGGUCACGGCAGUGUUUCCAGCAGGAAUUCUGACAUUGUCUAGCAAAAUGCCUCCCAGUGGAUCAUUCGCAAAGAGUAAUUCUUCAGUGUCCGAGUCAAAGGAAGCCUGUGGAGACUGCGACAGAAUCAUGAAUAAACUGGAGGACCAGCAGGACCAGAUGAUACCAUGAAGAGAAGUUUACAGGCCCUCUAUUGCCAACUGUUAAGCUUUCUCCUGACCUUGGCACUGACCAAAGCACUGGUACUCGUUGUCCAGGAACCAUCUCCCAGGGAUUCUCUGCAGACCCUCCCCUCAGGCAGCCCCCCAGGCACCAUGGUGACAGCACCUCACAGCCCUACUAGACUCUCCUCUGUGGUGACACGGAACCCUACACCUGAUGGACCCUCAUCACAGGCUGCAGCUACUAUGGAAACUACAAUAUCUCAUCCAGCAGGGCACCCUCCUACAGACACCAUGUCCACAGUUACGGUGACAGCUGCCAUCCCCCAUCCUGAAAGCCCUCUCCCCACAAGUUCCUCUCCAGCUGCCAUGGCAACCACAUCCUCCCACUCAGAGAGCCGCAGCCCAGGGGAUGCUGCCCCCACCACUACCCUGCCAACAAAGCCAGCAGGAACCACCAGCCGCCCCACAAUGUCCCCACGGGCCACCACUCGUAGGCCCCCCAGACCCCCAGGCUCUUCCAGGAAGGGGGCUGGUGGUUCAUCUCGCACUCUCCCGCCUGUACCCGGUGGCCACUUGGCAAGGAAGGAAAGCCAGAGGGGACGAAAUCAGAGCUCAGCACAUCUGGGACCCAAGCGUCCUCUGGGGAAGAUCUUCCAAAUCUACAAGGGUAACUUUACGGGGUCUGCGGGGCCAGACCCCUCUGCUCUCGCACCCAGGACCCCACUUGGGGGCUACUUCUCUUCGACACAGCCUCAGACAGUGUCUCCAGCUACAGCACCCAGAAGCACCUCAUGGGUGCCCCCCACAACUUCCCUGGUACCUGCAAAGAACAAGCCAGGCCUUAUCAGAGCUAACCAGGGGAGUGACCCCACAUUUACCAGCCCAGGAGGGGAGCCAGAUGCCACAGCAGCCUCAGGUGCCCCUGCCAGUACACAGCCUGCCCCAGUGCCUUCUCAGAGCCCUCAUGGUGACGUGCAGGACAGCGCCAGCCACAGUGACUCUUGGCUUGCUGUCACCCCUAACACUGACAGACCCACAUCUGCCAGCUCUGGGGUCUACACGGCUGCCACAGGGCCCACCCAGGCUGCCUUUGAUGCCAGUGUCUCAGCCCCUUCCCCGGGCAUCCCUCAGGGACCAUCUGCAACCCCUCAGGCCCCAACCUGGCCCUCUGGGGUCUCAGAAAGCACUGUUUCUCCAGCCAAGGAAGAGGCUGAGGCCUCCCCCACAACUGACAGGGGGCCCAGACCUCUCUCCACAGUGCUGUCCACAGCCACGGGCAACUUCCUCAACCGCCUGGUCCCCGCUGGGACCUGGAAGCCAGGAACCGCAGCCAACAUCUCCCAUGUGGCUGAAGGGGACAAGCCCCAGCACAGAGCCACCAUCUGCUUGAGCAAGAUGGAUAUUGCCUGGGUCAUCUUGGCCAUCAGUGUGCCCAUCUCUUCCUGCUGCCCAGCAACUGGCAAUGCAGCAGGUGUUUGGAAAGGUUGGAUCUUCUGGGGGAACCUGCCGGGCUUUGAUCGCUUCUCAGAACCCACCGAGCCCUGUCGUGUGAACAGUACACUUCAUACCACCGUCCUGUUGACAGUGUGCUGCAUGAAGAGGAAGAAGAAGACGGCCAACCCCGAGAACAACCUGAGCUACUGGAACAACGCCAUCACCAUGGACUACUUCAACCGACACGCAGUGGAGCUCCCGAGGGAGAUCCAGUCCCUAGAGACCUCAGAGGACCAGCUCUCAGAGCCCCGCUCCCCAGCCAAUGGCGACUAUCGAGACACUGGGAUGGUCCUCGUGAACCCCUUCUGCCAGGAAACACUGUUCGUGGGAAACGACCAAGUUUCUGAGAUCUAGCUGCAGCAGCUUCCGCUUUGCCACUCCCUAUUUUUGUCUCUAAAUUAUAAAUAUACAAAUAUCUAUAUAUAUAUAUUAUAAAUAUAACCUUUGUGUAACCCUGACUUAAUAAGAGACAUUUUCAGCUUUUUUUCUUAAGAAUUGUCAACAUCUUUUUUACAAGUGUGGUUUAAAAAAAAAAAAUUUACAGAAUGACCCAUGGGUUUAUAAAAUAAAGGUAUUUCUAAGCAAAGCGGUUGCACUGAUUGCUUCUCUCAACUGUUCUGAGCAUGCAGAGGUUCCAGGAGCCCUGGGCAGGUGAGGAAAGAGACCAGUCUCCCGUGGAAGCUGAAUGCUAGUAUGGCCAAAUGAGUGGUCAUUUGUGCGGUGUUGACACUCUGGUUCCCUUGGCUCAGCGUGCCCACAUCUCCUGUCUUUUUGUAUGUAUCUUAGGGGUGGGAACCGGGGCACCACAGCAGAAGACACAGGCAAGGUUACAAAACAGAAGGGAGCUUGUCAGCCUGGAGCCUCACAGUACCAUCACUGGAUGUCGAGUUUGACAAGAUCAGUGAAGGGCAUCAGGCAUCAAGACCCUCCACCCCACAGGAUGCUCUCGCCAUACGAGAGAAAACAAAAACAAAAAACGGGACUGCCUUUGUCUGGCAGAACAAUGGUCCCUAGAAACCCUUCUUGGCCUCACCUGCCCCGGAUGCCCUCCCUGCCUCUCUUCCUGGAGGACAGAUGCAGAUCUCAGCCCAGGGGCUGUGCGGCCCUUGCCCUUCCCUGUUCAAGGGUCGUUUGUUGGGCUUCGGUAUUGCUUUCUCCAAAGGCAAUGAAUUGUGCCCCCUGAGAAACAGGUUUAAUCUAUUAAGCCUUGUGGUGUAGAACUAUUUUUUUUUAACCUUCCCCCAUUAAAUCUUUAAAGAAAAAAAGAUUGCCAAAUGACUCACUUGAAAGAAGUGCCAUUCUAUCUCCAGGCAGAAGCAUGGCAGACCUGCCCACUGCUUUCAUGGUCCCCUGCCCCUCCCCUCUUGUUCCCCUGGGUCCAGGUCCAGCUAGCCUUCCCAGCCCACACUGCACCAGUGUGGCCAACAUGGAGCAGACUCGCAGAGACCCAAGAGGGGCUUCUGGAGCCAAUCGCAUUCUCUGUUUCCUAACCCACCGUGGCUAGGGAUUUAACUUCAGCCCCUCCCCCCUUCUCUAAAAGAAAAAUAGUUUGAUAGUAUAUUUUGAAUAUAGAUGUUCUUAUCAGAUUGGAGCCUGAAUUUGACUGUUGAUUUCGAUGUCUGUGUUGUUGCUGUGGUCUUCUCAUCAUGACUGCCUCUCUUCUUCCAUUCCUCCUUUCCAAAAGAAAGACGGCCUUCAAAACUAAUGUGUGUUCUCAAUGUUAUGUGGACCUACUUAACACGAGUCUGCUUGUCUCUCUUCAAAGACUUCAGCCCACAAAGAAGCAGGUUAAAUGUUGUGCCGAGAUUUCGCUCUCUAAUGUGUUGCUGUCUGACCUUAACCUUCUCAUAAUAUUUCUGUUAGCUACUGCAUUAACUAUACCAAUGUGUGUGAGUAUGUAUUGAGAAAAACAUGUUUGUAAAGUAAAAUUUAUAUAUAAUAUAUGUCAUCAAAGAUACAUAUGUUAUAUAUACAUUUGUGGAUGUAUGACUUAUUUUUCCGUAUCCACAGAAUUCAGCUACCAUGUAUAUAUAAAUAAACUUAUUUUAUUACCCAGAGGA
Molecule: messenger RNA, 3925 nt
Organism: Mastomys coucha (southern multimammate mouse)
Lineage: Eukaryota; Metazoa; Chordata; Mammalia; Rodentia; Muridae
Gene: Tmem108
Product: transmembrane protein 108
Exons: 6
Coding region: 375-2219 (614 amino acids)
Biological process (GO): dendrite extension; postsynaptic density organization; retrograde axonal transport
Cellular component (GO): early endosome; axon; postsynaptic density
Source: RefSeq, a predicted model, not a curated record